CCCAAUCAGGCGCCGGGCGCGGCCGGAGGGAGGAGAGGAGAGAAGCCGGGGGCGAUGGAGACGCAGAGACGUCAACAGAAGUUUCUCACCUUGGAGAGCUCGGGACACUCCGCAUCUCCAGCACAGCUGCACCUCGCGCCGGGAAGGGGCCCCAGCUAGUCCUCCGGCCUCCUCACACCUCGGGCGGCCUGGGGGCUGCUGAGAGCCACUCUCACUGGUGGUCCUUUUAUGUUUUCUACAAUCAGCAAGAGGGCGAGGGACAGCUUGGUGCCGGGGCGCUGGCCGGGCCGGCCGGGCUGGGGACUCCAUGCGAGGCCAUGGACAGAGCGCUGCUCCCGGCCCUGCCCCGCCUGUGCGCGCUGUGCGCGGCCCUGCUCGCGCUGUUCCCCUGCGGGGCGCACGGCAACUGGAUGUGGCUGGGCGUCGCCUCCCUCGGGGCUCCGGAGAAGCUGGGCUGCGCCGACUCGCCGCUGAACAGCCGCCAGAAGGAGCUGUGCAGGAGGAAGCCCUACCUGCUGCCCAGCAUCCGCGAGGGCGCGCGGCUGGGCAUCCAGGAGUGCCGCAGCCAGUUCCGGCACGAGCGCUGGAACUGCGCGGCCGGGCCCGGCGCCGCGCUGCGCCCCGGCUCGCUCUUCGGCUACGAGCUGAGCAGCGGCACCAAGGAGACAGCGUUUAUUUAUGCUGUGAUGGCUGCAGGCCUGGUACACUCGGUGACCAGGUCGUGCAGUGCAGGCAACAUGACAGAAUGCUCCUGUGACACCACCUUGCAGAAUGGCGGCUCCACAAGUGAAGGCUGGCACUGGGGGGGCUGCUCCGAUGAUGUCCAGUAUGGCAUGUGGUUCAGCAGAAAGUUCCUGGAUUUGCCCAUCAAAAACACCACAGAAAAAGAUAGCAAAGUACUGUUAGCGGUGAACCUACAUAAUAAUGAAGCUGGAAGGCAGGCUGUCGCCAAGUUGAUGUCAGUAGACUGCCGCUGCCAUGGAGUUUCUGGCUCCUGUGCUGUGAAAACAUGCUGGAAAACCAUGUCUUCUUUUGAAAAGAUUGGCCAUUUGUUAAAAGAUAAAUAUGAAAAUAGCAUCCAGAUAUCAGACAAAAUAAAGAGAAAGAUGCGAAGGAAAGAAAAAGAUCAGAGGAAAAUACCGAUCCGCAAGGAUGACCUGCUCUAUAUUAACAAGUCUCCCAACUACUGUGUGGAGGAUAAAAAACUGGGAAUCCCGGGGACACAAGGCAGGGAAUGCAACCGUACAUCAGAAGGUGCGGACGGCUGCAACCUCCUCUGCUGCGGCCGAGGCUACAACACCCAUGUGGUCAGGCAUGUGGAGAGGUGUGAGUGUAAGUUUAUCUGGUGCUGCUAUGUCCGCUGCAGGAGGUGUGAAAGCAUGACAGACGUUCACACUUGUAAGUAACCACUCCAUCCAGCCUGGAGCAAUACUCCUCAGCAACAUGGUGGGAUUACAAACCAAAGGAUGCCUCUUACUCCCAAGAUUGGGGAAGCUGACUUCUGUAUUGGAAUUUCCAGAUCUUUGGCCUAUUUGGAAUUUCCUUUGCCUGAGUAACAUCUAAUCACCAUCAAUCCUGCAGACUUACUGGGAUUUUAAAGUUGAAAAGUUUCUAUUCAUCUUUGGAUGCUUUGGAGGAUACAGGUUGACAUAUAAGGAAGGUAAAUCCAUUUGCUAAGGAACAGUUGGUGCAUACUCAGGAUAAGAUCCUCAACUAUGGACCUCAGUUAUGGAGAUCAAUAAUGGUGGGCGAACAUUACUCAUUUUUAGAUGCCUCUUACAGGAGCAAAGAACAUAAACAUGAAUCUCAUUUAUUCUCAGUAUUUUAAUUGAAAAAAUUUCACAACGGGUUUGUGCAUGGGCAGAUGUUGAAAAGUUAAUUGAAGUGGUGAGUGCCUGCCCUUUCAUGCACACCAAAAGAACGAUUGAAAAGAACCUUUCUAAUUGAUACAAUAUCCCUAAAACGUAGCAGUAGAGCUGUGUGGUGACAAAAAAGAAUCAAAAAGUAGAAACUAAAAUGAAUUGGAUUUUAAGUACCUUCUAACCAGUAGGACUUUCCUAGAAAAACCUCCAUAAUGUAUACAGCAACUUUGGGUACAUAUUUUUAUUUUAGACCAGUGUUCACUGUUAAAAAAUUCAGCCCUAAGGUAUGAGGGGAGGGAGACCCUGAAAACGUGGGAAACGUGAGGUAAAAAUAUAAAGGCCUCUCAUACAUUGUAAAGAAAACAUCCUUUAAAUGUGUAAAAACAGUAUUUUGUAUAAUAUUUUGCUAAAAAUAUUUAUAUUUUAUAAGUGCAGUAUUUAAGUUAUAUGUCAUAUAUUAUAAUUUAGGACAUUUAUUGCCAAAGCCCAAAAGCUAAGGCAAUAAGAUUAGCCUCUUUUUCUUUUCAUGAUUAACUCCAACUUCCUUAACAAUGAAAAAAAGGUAGGUAAUUGAGCAGUUUGCUAUAUGGAUGUGUAUUUCUUGCCAAAAUGACAGUUUUAUAUGUUAUAGAUUAAAAUGUGUUGUAAGAUACUGAGAAGUGUGUUAUUUCGGUAGCCAGAUUAAUUGAAUUCUUUUUUCACAUUAGUUUUCUUAACUCAUAAGGUUAUUAUAAUAAAUUAUAUAGCAAAAGUCCUAACUGGAAAAAGAAUUUAAAUCAGAUUAGUGAUCAAUCUGUGGAUUUGAUAUUCUGGAUAUUUAUUAUAUUGUCUGUAAUGCUGCAUUUCCAUUUGAAUGUGGAGUGGUCUUACUUGCUUUAAUAUUCAUGCAUGUAUGUUCACUAUAUUUUGCACAGUCCUGGUUAAAAUUACAGGGCUGUAUUUAAGGUUGUAUUUUAAUGUAAAUGCCUGUGUUUUAUGGAUUAUUAAAUAUUUCAGUAUUAUAUAGAAAAAUCAAUUUUUAUGUUCAACAUGGACAAAGAAAGGAUAUUCUUUUUCUUAAUAAGAUGAAUAUUUCCCCACCCCAAAGGUCUUAGUCUAUUUUCUUUUAGUUUUAUUUACCAAUUUAUGAAAAAAGAAACCAAAAUUGACAAUGUCUCAUUUCUAAUAUUAAAAUCAAGACUGAACAUUUAACUGUGAUCCUUAAAAUUAAAGUUAGUUACUACUUACUAAAUGAGAGACUUAGAAAAGGCUGGGGAACAAAUAUAGUAGUACUUAUUUAAAGUGUUAUUACACUCUUUAGUAUAUGCUGAAUAAAGUAACAUGAAAAAACUUA
Messenger RNA from Chinchilla lanigera (long-tailed chinchilla), 3195 nucleotides. RefSeq names its product wingless-type MMTV integration site family, member 16 (gene Wnt16). The record is from RefSeq and is a predicted model, not a curated record. The transcript has 4 exons. Gene Ontology annotation, biological process: cell fate commitment; multicellular organism development; canonical Wnt signaling pathway. Lineage: Eukaryota; Metazoa; Chordata; Mammalia; Rodentia; Chinchillidae. Bases 318 to 1406 code for a protein of 362 amino acids. Gene Ontology annotation, molecular function: frizzled binding; cytokine activity. Gene Ontology annotation, cellular component: extracellular region.